Messenger RNA from Malaya genurostris, 1102 nucleotides. RefSeq names its product ribonuclease P protein subunit p30 (gene Rpp30). Gene Ontology annotation, molecular function: RNA binding. Gene Ontology annotation, biological process: tRNA processing. The record is from RefSeq and is a predicted model, not a curated record. Gene Ontology annotation, cellular component: nucleolar ribonuclease P complex. The transcript is spliced from 4 exons. NCBI's taxonomy places the organism in Eukaryota, Metazoa, Arthropoda, Insecta, Diptera, Culicidae. Bases 170 to 1093 code for a protein of 307 amino acids.
UUUUGUGUGCACGUUUUUCUUGCUGUUUACAAAUUUUAUCAACUAGUUCGGUACCGAGUUGUCUACGUUUUUAGUAAAUAAAAUCUAAAUAAAUGCAAUAAAAUUUCACAUUGAAGUCAAUUGAACUUCCUGUAGAAAUUGUUAACUGUCCUAUAGAGCGUUGUACAUCAUGAACAAAUAUACUGGAUUCUGUGACCUGUGUGUGCCUUACAAUAGUUCCGUGAAAGAAUUGAAAGAAAUUCUGAAAGAGCUUCAGGACUUGGGAUACAAAAAUGUAGCAAUCGAACAAGUUUACGAUCACAUAAACAAUCCCGGUGAUAAGAAAAAUGAUCCUAUACCUGCCGCAGCAGAUUUAAGCAUACUUAGCAAGGAACUCAAAGGACACCUUCGACUGCUGAACCGUCUUACCAUCAUAUAUGCCGACAAUAGUGUAACGCUGAUCAUGAACCGUUCUGCAAACCUCCGGAGAUACCACCUGCUGUCUGUCGUACCAACCACCGAUGAUGCUUUCCAGCAUGCUUGUCAAACAGUAAAUUGCGACAUCAUUUCCUACAACAACGACACUGUUCGGGGAAAAAUGAGUAGAAAGUAUUAUUUUCUAGCCGUGAGUCGGAAUAUUAUGUUCGAAAUUAAGUAUGGUCCGGCAAUUAUCAAUUCCAAUCACCGAAAAGACAUCAUCAAUCGAGCUCAUCGAUAUCACUCCUAUGGAAAGUCGAAAAAUGUGAUAAUCACAAGCGAGGCAAGGAAUCGGUUCCAUGUAAGAGGACCAUACGAUAUAGCCAAUUUGGGUCUCAUUUUCGGUCUUAGCGAGGAACAAUCAAAGAACGCAAUUUUAGGAGCACCCCGAAAAAUUCUGAUUGCAGCUGAAGCACGAAGACUUGGCAAGGCGGGCUUAGCCAUCAGCUAUCGCCAGAAAGCGGUAGAUAGUGACGAUUACUCUGAUUCGGAACUAGAUGAGCCAAUAGAAGAUAGCGAUGAAGAGGAAGAGGAGGAGGGAGAAGAUGAAGAAGAAAAGAGUGGCGAAGAUGAAUCCAUGCAGGAUGAAACCAAUAUCGAACCACCAAAGAAAGUAGCGAAAUAUGAAAUACUUUGAAAUUUAUAA